Molecule: messenger RNA, 852 nt
Organism: Thlaspi arvense
Lineage: Eukaryota; Viridiplantae; Streptophyta; Magnoliopsida; Brassicales; Brassicaceae
Source: the annotation of a GenBank genome assembly
AUGAAAGCAGAUUUAAGCUUACCGGCAGGAUUCCGAUUCCAUCCGACGGACGAAGAGCUUGUCAAAUUCUACUUGUGCCGGAAAUGCGCAUCGGAGCCGAUCUCAGCUCCGGUUAUCGCCGAAAUUGAUCUCUACAAGUUCAAUCCUUGGGAGCUUCCAGAGAUGUCUUUGUACGGAGAGAAAGAGUGGUACUUCUUCUCACCAAGAGACCGGAAAUACCCAAACGGUUCGCGUCCAAACCGGGCAGCAGGAACCGGUUACUGGAAAGCUACCGGAGCAGAUAAACCGAUCGGCAAACCGAAGACGUUGGGUAUAAAGAAAGCUCUCGUCUUCUACGCUGGGAAAGCCCCCAAAGGGAUUAAGACGAACUGGAUAAUGCACGAGUAUCGUCUUGCUAAUGUCGAUAGAUCAGCUUCUGUUCACAAAAAGAACAACCUACGACUUGAUGAUUGGGUUCUAUGUCGAAUAUACAACAAGAAGGGAACAAUGGAGAAAUACUACCCCGCGGAUGAAAAACCAAGGACAGCGACGACAAUGGCUGAUCAAUCUUCCUCGCCGCCUUUUGAUACAUCGGACUCGACUUACCCGACAUUGCAAGAGGAUGAUUCGAGCAGCUCGGGUGGUCACGUGGUCUCACCGGACGCUCGGGAGGUUCAGAGCGAGCCUAAAUGGGGAGAGCUUGGGGAUGCUUUGGAGGCUUUUGAUACUUCCAUGUUUGGUGGUUCUAUGGAGUUGUUGCAGAGUGAAGCUUUUGUUCCUCAGUUCUUGUAUCAGCCUGAUUACUUCACUUCCUUCCAGGAUCCGCCCGAGCAGAAACCAUUCUUGAAUUGGGGUUUUGCUCCACAGGGGUAA